AAGGUGUAAUGCAGUAGGCAAGAGGCAGUUGGCCGGCAGGGAGUACUGGGAGAAUGUGUUCAUUUGUGAGACUGGGGUCCCCCAAAGCUUUGCAAACUUCCCUGGAGCCAAGUACAGCUUCCCCGUUAGAGAUGAGUACUCCGGGGAGGAUGAGGGCACCUGAAAUCACGGAGGUUGGACUCACUCAGGAACAAAAGGAUGAUAUAAUGGACAGGACACUUAGUGAUUCAAAAUCUCCCUUGGAGCUGGGGCUCGAAAUGAGACUAGGGCAAAAUCGAAGGUGUAGGGAGAGGAUGGCAUCGCCAGAAACAAAAUCAGCACCAUGCCAUGCUAUUGGUGUAGGAGUAGAAAGACAUAGUAUUUCUAGGACACCCGUGGAGUUGAGUAAUUUAGGACCCCACAGGCAUUCCUCCUUCCAGGGGCCAAAAUCUCUGGGUGUGUUACCAGGAAGAGUGGGGUCAGAAAGCAAGGGCCUUCCACCCAAAGGAGGGACACCACAGCCUCCUUUGGGAGCAGGGCAUGGAAGUCCACAGGCAGCAGGGAGCACGGAGAGACCUGCCUCCUGCGGACCUGCGUGGAAGGGUGCUAUAGUGGAAAAGCAGCCCACUGCAGAUUUGGAACUCAGAAAAGAACUGGAAAAAGAGCCCACCUGUGUUGUGGUGAACCCCUACGCAGAAAUGCCCCCUAAGGAGGUAGACAUCGGGUUGCCACAAACCCAGGAAUCAGGUGAAGCCAAGAAUGCAGAGCCUCAAAUAGGUUUAGUGACAGAACCUUCUGAGUGGUCAUUUGCCCAACAACCUGAAGAGAAAAAGGAGCCUGCGUCCAUGGAACCUGGAGUAGAGGCUCCAGCCCACAUCAGGCCCAUAUAUUCUGGGAAAUUCUUUGAUCGGAUGCCUUGCUGGCCAAGCGCAGGAAAAGUUAAGCCAGUUGGAUACAGAGUUGCAGCCUGUUUGACUGAGAAGCUUCCCAGGCUUAUUACUCCCCCAGAGGCAAAGAAGUAUUUCAACUUCAGAUAUCCUCCUCCUGGAGCAGAAAGAGUAUUUUAUGGCAGAGCAAAUGAUCCCCAAAUUGCACCUUGUUUGACACAUGGAAUAAGAUCUAAAAUUUCAAUACCGGUACGCACAUUGGUAAACCCACAGCCCAUUACCACGUUUCAACAGAAAAUUAAAGACAAAAAAGAAUCUAUAUAUUUUAGCAAUCAACGGGCACCAUUGGGAAAAUCUCAUGAUCAAACACCAGGAUUGCCUAAAGGACUGGAUGUGAUCAACACAACAUUUGGGACACCAGUUAUCAGAGAACUGUCUGCUAGUAACAUUGUGAAUCCACCAAAAUCUUUCGAAGAUGUGUUUAAAGAAGGACAGGAAGGACACGAUUUGUACAUUGUUUCUCACCAUGAUUAUUUUGCAGGAGAAGCAAAGAACCGAAAGUAUAACAAAGAAAGUUUCCAUAGGUUUAACUUGUAUGGAGUCCCGACACCUCAUUUUAAUGAUGGACGCACCAUGGCCAAAAGUUUACAUUGGCUGCAUGAACUACAAAUGGAAAGAGGAGCUAAAAUUAUAUCCAAAAGAGCUGAUGACUUCAAAGAAAAGUUUCAACACAAACUUGGAAGAGUUUUAGACCCCAUUGCAGAAACCAUGAACGUUGCCCCAGGCCACACAUUUGGAGCUUGCCUCCAGCCUGAGGAAUAUGGAGCCGGUGAUCUCAUCCAUUACAGACUCCCAGGUGAAUAUCUUCGUGGGAAAGACCGCCAGCGAGCCCUGAUUGCAGCUGCCCGCCACCACUUGAAGAAAUUUAAUUAUCAGCACUUUGACACUUUGCUGUCAGCUUUCAGGCACUAUGACAAGAAGGGAGAUGGGAUGAUUGACAGAGAAGAACUCCAUGAAGCUUGUGACCAAGCAAACCUGCAUCUAGACGAGGUGCUUCUGAACCAGCUGUUUGAGUACUGUGAUGUGGACCAGGAUGGCCUGAUUAACUAUGUGGAAUUUGCCAAUUUCCUUAAUUGGAAAGAUAAAGUACCUCUCACAGAGUAUGAGAAGAGGGUCAUUAUUAAAGGUAGAAAACAAGACUGUAACAACACUACUGAGGCUACCACGGGAGAAGCUGAGCAGCCAACUCUUCUGAUACAGCCUGAAGAUAUAGUCCCCAAAGAACCAGGAAGUUCAGAAGAGACUGUUCGGUUACUCCUGAGACCAAGUGACAAAGUUUCUAACCACUAUAAGACAACUUCUUCAGAGAUCAAUGCAAUUGUUGGAGCUGUUCCUUCUAUGUGUUACCCCAUAUAUGGUGUUCCAACCGUUCGAUCUGACAUUCCUGCUCCUCGGAUUCAUCGUGUCAGUGACAUGAAUAAUUAUGGUGAAGAGGGCAAUGCUUACUCACUGCUGCACCCCUCCAUCUUCUCCCAGAAAGGUGUAUUUGAGAGAGACUUCUUCAAGACCAGAUCAAAGGAAGAGAUUUCAGAUAUAUUAACUAACAUCGGAGUAAAGCUUUCUGAAGAAGAAUUUGAAAAUGUAUGGAAUCUUGCAUCAAAAAAGCACCACAGAGGAGAAGUUUGUGUUGAGACCAUCAGGAACAUUUUAGAUGAGCUGCGGCAUGCAGGCCGAGACAAGUGUAAAACAGUCAUGUGAUAUUU
This is a messenger RNA of Phodopus roborovskii (desert hamster), 2629 nucleotides long. RefSeq names its product EF-hand domain family member B (gene Efhb). NCBI's taxonomy places the organism in Eukaryota, Metazoa, Chordata, Mammalia, Rodentia, Cricetidae. The transcript is spliced from 13 exons. The record is from RefSeq and is a predicted model, not a curated record. Bases 54 to 2624 code for a protein of 856 amino acids. Gene Ontology annotation, molecular function: calcium ion binding.